This is a messenger RNA of Papilio machaon (common yellow swallowtail), 2542 nucleotides long. RefSeq lists its product as uncharacterized. Bases 191 to 2227 code for a protein of 678 amino acids. The record is from RefSeq and is a predicted model, not a curated record. The transcript has 10 exons. NCBI's taxonomy places the organism in Eukaryota, Metazoa, Arthropoda, Insecta, Lepidoptera, Papilionidae.
UACAUCAAAAAUAUUACCAAGAAGACAAACUAGGAAUAGUUGUAAUUCGAUUCUUUGUAAUACAAAUUUAUCCAUAAAUUUGGAUGGAUUAUCAGAGAAUUUUCUUAGAAAUGAUAAAAAUAAACGUUUAUUUAAGUUAUGCAAACAAUUGUCAGUGAAUUUACAUCGAUUUACAAACGAACAGAGAACAAUGUGCAGGAGAAAGAAAAAAAUUAAAUUAACAGAUAUUGAAGAAGUCAGGAAAAUAAAUAGCACUAUUCUGACGGCAGAAGUUGCUCCUGUCUCGAUUAGCAGAUGUGAUUCACCAUCUGAAGCGGAUUCGUUUGGUAUUUUUAGUGAAGAGCCAACAAGAGAAAUAACAAAUUAUAAUGUUAUCGAUGCUUUAGAACUCGAUGAACUUUUUAAAAAGCUGCCGGUACCACCUUUGACGCCUAUAAAUUUAGACAAAUCAAUGGAAUUGUCAACAAAUACUUCAUCCGCAGCACUUUGUCAUAAUGAUUCGGAACAAAAUAAAAUAAACAAAUCCAAUGACAAGGUAGAUGAAAGUUAUGACGAACUCAAUGAUAAAAUACUAAGCAUCAUUAUGAAAAGUCCAGUCCACAAUCAAUCCAAGUUACCAGUAAAUGUGAUCGCAAUAAGAGAUUCCAGCGACAGUGAUGAUAAUGUAAGAUUUAGCGCAGUCAUAGAUAUGAUGAACGAUAAAAGAAAAAAAAGACAAAACAGAGAAAGAAAUACACAGAAGCAAUCGAAAAAGAAAAGAAAAAGAAAAUCGAAAAAAGAUAACACCGAAUGCAAGGAGACGGAAUGUACCAAUGCAUUAGAAGAAUGGGGAAGACAAAAGAAUUUAACAAAGAAAUAUUUUCAAUUACCAAAUGUUACAUCGAAAUCUUCAAAUGAAUGUGCAAUACAAAAUACAUCAACAAAUUCCAGCAAUAAUAAUAUUUUACUAUCAACUAAUAGUAAUCCAUACACAAAUACAAGUCAAUGUAUGUCUGGAAAUCAAAACACGUCUACACUACCCACAGACAAACCGAGUCCUGUAAUUGACCUAACCGAUGGUCCAGAUAACACACAAUUAGACCAAAAUAGUGAUAACACACCUAUAAUCACAAACGUAUACUCAUUAGCCACACAUACAGACAAACAAGAUGAAGUUAAACAACUAAAAAAAGUGAUAACACCAAUUUUAGUGCCAUCCAGUAAUAUAAAUAUGAUAAAUACAGAUUUAGGUAGUUUAACUGGAGUUCAAGUAGCAAAUGUGGGUAGUGAAAUAGUUCAUAGUAUACCUCAAGCGAAUACAUUAGUGCCUAUGAAUGUACCUGGACAACAGAUUUAUGUACAACAGUCUCCGCUGGCUCAGUAUACAAGUGAAACUGCAGGUCGAAGUUUUGUAAUAAUUCCAAAAUCGCAACUAAUGGAUGGCAACACUUCACUACUGUUGCCUAAUUUGAAGAUUGUAAACGCAUCUCUUACAUGCAACCCGGUGGACCACAUACAGCGGAUGAUGGUGCCUAAUGACACCCAAGUAGAAAUCGAACCUACACCUGCACCGUUGUUAUUAAUGCCAUUGAUGCCACUGGACCUAUGGGUGCAAGGGAAAUCUGUGAAAGAACUUGUCAUAUUACAAAUUGAUGCUUCAAAACCAUCCUGGACACUUACUGGUGGUCACACUGUUGUCACACUUACGGACUAUACGUGUGAAUCACCAAUUUACUGCAGUCUACCUUUAUCAAUGAAAACUAGAAUUAUAUUUCCACAAGAAAACAAUGGCACCGAUGUCUACAAUCCUCUUACUUUACAAAUAUAUGAUAAUGUCGCAAACGGAACAUCGCCAUUUGCGAAAUGGGUGAAAUCAGUAAUAGAUAAUACUGAAAAUGAUUACAUUGAUAAUUGUGCAAAUAAUUGUAACGUACCUGAAACACAGACCAAAGUUGAUGAUAAAUGUGAAAUUGAUAGACCUGUAUCCAGGAUAAAAGUGAAAUCCUUCGCCAGAUUGACUGAAAUGCAAGAUGGUAAAUUCAUAGCACCAGAAAGAGUUUGCCUACAAGAUAGAUUAUAUAUGAAGGUGUCAGAACAACCUCUCAAAUACGCAAAGGUUAUAACUGCGUUGUCGAGUUUAGAAGAAUUCCUCAAUUUGAUGUCAGGAGAUGUACCAUUAAAGUUAUUAUCCAAAGAUGCGACAUGUUUUGAUUCAUUGCAGUCAAUAAACAUUAACCAUAAGUACUGACUCGCCUGACGAGUACUUAUUACCAAGACACAGUAUCAUUCAAGUUGUUAAGUUCCCAAUUUUGACAGUAGAAACCAACCCUUAAGGACUGUUCACAGACACGCAGAGCAUUGCAAAUUUUUUUUUGUAUAUAAAAUUGAACUUUAUUGGAUUGAAACAAGGUUUACUUUUACGUAUUUUUACGCUUGCUAUUGAAUAAUUAAAUCUUGUUUUAAUUGUGUAAGGUUAAAUUUUAUUUGCGAUAAAAACCCGCUCUCCUCUCCGCCCAUGAAUGUAAACGGACCCUUAUAUAAGGUAGACUUAAAUGAUUUUAAA